GUACACUUUCGGGUCAGCUGAUUCCGACUUCCUGUUUACUCGGAAGUGACGAAAGGCGUAGUCUGGGGAGAUUUUCGUAAUUUCAGAAAUUCUAAGACCACUAUUUCGCCGUUUUAGGCAGCCGACUGGUGUCGUGUACGAGGCUUGUGUUCCAGUUUCUGUAGAAGUUGCAUCAGAUCCAGGAGGAUGACAUCAACAGCGAACGUGCAGCGUUUAGAUGACGUGAGAGAAAAGUCUACAAAAGGUUCUUCUGUGCGACCUGGCACUGACAGAGAGGUGAAACUCUACAGGUGUGAGGAGUGUAGGAAGCAGUUCAGGGAACUGAGCAAUCUGAAGGCUCACAUGCGGACCCACACUGGUGAGAGACCCUACAAGUGUGAGGAGUGCAGCAAGCAGUGUGAGGAGUGCAGCAGGCAGUUUAGUGAGCUGAGUGCUCUAGCGAGACACGUGCGGACUCACACAGGGGAAAAACCCUACAGUUGUGAAGUGUGCAGCAAGCAGUACAGUCAACUGGGUGCUCUGAAGAGACAAAUUCGGACUCACACAGGGGAGAAACCCUUCAAGUGUGAGGAGUGUAGCAAGCAGUUCAGUCAGCCGGGUGACCUGAAGAGACACAUGCGGACUCACACAGGGGAAAAGCCCUUCAAGUGUGAGGAGUGCAGCAAACAGUUCAGUAGGCUGGGUAACCUAAAAUGUCACAUGCGGACUCACACUGGAGGGACCUCCUACUAGUGCGAUACAGGCAGAUCAGUGAACUCGGUAGUCUUCAUUUCAUGAAAGAUUGCGUGGAAACAUGGCCAAUUUUCAACUUUUUUUCGUUGAAUUUUGUAUAUUCUUAAUUACCGUUUGUUGUAAUUCUCUUGGUUGGAAAGGUGCAACUUUUGGUUUAUUUGCUUGUUGAUUUCUUAUGUUUGCUAGUUUCCCAGAUAUCUAGCAAAGUAGUUUUUGUAUGAACUUUGUUUAUCUCAAUGCCCUGAGAUAAACAUGGCUUGUAGUUGGGCAUAACAGUUUGUAACUAGGUAUAAUAGUACGUACAAUAGUAGAACUGGUUGAAAUUGUUGUUGUGUGAAGGAAAAGUUCUUUUGUUACUUGUGUUGUUUACCACUGCAUUUGUUUAUAUCGUUGUACUCAUUUAGGUACACUGCAGUGUUACCGUUAGCAGGUAUCUGUUGUACUUAUCCUAGUUCAUGUAAGUAGAUGAGCUUUUACCUUUUGUCGUUAGAUGUAGUGUUUGUUAUAUAUUAACAUAUAGCAGAUACAAGUUUCGUUUGAAUUAGAAGAGGUCCCUAACUGCCAUAAAGA
This is a messenger RNA of Branchiostoma floridae (Florida lancelet), 1302 nucleotides long. RefSeq names its product zinc finger protein 678-like. Lineage: Eukaryota; Metazoa; Chordata; Leptocardii; Amphioxiformes; Branchiostomatidae. The record is from RefSeq and is a predicted model, not a curated record. The transcript has 2 exons. The coding region runs from base 187 to 732 and encodes 181 amino acids. Gene Ontology annotation, molecular function: RNA polymerase II cis-regulatory region sequence-specific DNA binding; DNA-binding transcription factor activity, RNA polymerase II-specific. Gene Ontology annotation, cellular component: nucleus. Gene Ontology annotation, biological process: central nervous system development; regulation of transcription by RNA polymerase II.